Durio zibethinus is the source of this 2821-nucleotide messenger RNA. RefSeq lists its product as uncharacterized. The record is from RefSeq and is a predicted model, not a curated record. NCBI's taxonomy places the organism in Eukaryota, Viridiplantae, Streptophyta, Magnoliopsida, Malvales, Malvaceae.
AAAAGCCCUUUCACUAGUCCUGACUCUGCUGAGCCAGAGGUUGUCAAUGUGUUCUAGGCUACAAAACACGAAUCAAACUCAUGUCAUGUGUGAAAUCCUACAAACAGAUAGAGAGCAGAGACUUGUGCAAUCUGCAAAUCUGCGUACAACAGUUAGCCGAUCCCUCCUUCUCUUACACUUGGCAGCUGCGACGGAGAAAGAAGCCGUCUUCUAUUCAAACAACUAAUUUUGCCUAUCCGAUUUCCUUCUCUAUGUAAACUGCAACAUAAAAAAAAAAAAAACAGACAGGUACUUUUCCGACAUCUCUCCAAUUCCAUAGAUUUGAUUUCUUCCGACAUUAUACUGGUUUCUUAAAUUUUUUAUACUAUUGCUAGCCCAGGAUUAGUAAUUUAUUGUUUUGGUUUCUGCCCUUCACCUUCAUCGGAGUUUAGGGUUUAUGUUCUCCCUUUGAACAAGAUAGUUUCUUGUAAUUCAUAACUGAUUCAAAUUGAAUUUUGGCUUCUCCCUGUACCCUUUUUCAUUCAAGUAAAACUAAAACAAAUGAAAAAUUAGGAAGAUUGCUCUAUUCAUUCGACUCUCUCUCCUCUCUCUCUCUCUGUGUCUGACCAUACCGACAAUAUUAGUGUUAAUGUGCAAUGGCCUUUGCGUUCUUCUAUAAGCUACAAUUUCUAUGGCCCUUUUCAUUGUUCAAAUUCGACGAUUUAAGAGCAUCCCAUGACUUAGUCCGCAAGCUUUCAAUACCCGACCACACUAAAAAUUUCGUUUUUGCUGUUAGCCAUCCUGAUUCUCAGUCAGUCAUUUACAUACUCUCCACUCAAAAUUUAUCUGAGAGGUCAGCUGCUGAUGCGGAGUGUCUUAUUGGGGAACUUAAACCCGAUGCUGUCAUAGUUCAGAUUGAUCACACAGCUCUCACUGAUAUUCAAUCUGAACACAACCUUGUUGAUAACGCUGUUCCCACUUCCUCUUUUGGAGUGCUUAAACGAUGCUUUCUUGAUAGGAUUAACAAGGACCAGUAUGAGGAUGUGGCUGGCAAAUUGGUUUUGAGAGAGAUAUUUGGGGUUGGUUUUCAUGGCCAUUUCUUGGCUGCCAAGAGAGCAGCAAGGGAGGUUGGUUCAACUUUUUUGGUGCUUGAAUCAUCAUUUACCAACAAAUUUCUUGUGCAUGAUCCCUCCAGGGAAGUUGAGGCAGGGAGCAAAAUUCAAGGUCUGGUCAGUAGUUUGGUUCCAAAAAAAGGCACUUCAGUUCUAGUUUCCAGUUUUAGGAGGUUCUGCAUUACCAGUGAUGUUCAGUCACAGAUGGUGAAGUUGUUAUCUUCACAUAUAAAUUUAUUGGAAUCAGGUUCUGCUUCUGAGGUGCCUUCAAAUGAAAUUCAGCCAAGAGGGAGUUAUGAGGCUCCACCAUUUGCACAAUCAAUUUAUCCACUUCUUGUGGAUCUACAUGAUAUAUUUGUUGAUCUUCCUUCAAUUGGAAAAGCAUUAGCACUUUCACAAAAAAUGCUUUUGGAUGUAAACAGAGGGGAAGUUGUGGAUACCGGGAUAAUAUCUGAAGUUUGUACCUUUAGAAUUGCAGUUGAAGCAUUGAGAAUUGCACUUAACAAUGCUGGCCAGCUACCCAUUGACAAAUUACGAAAUGCAAAGACAUCUGAGAUAGCUUUUGCAGAGCUCCCGGUUGAGGACAAGUCGCAUGCACUACUUGCACAGGCUCUUCAAAGCCAGGCUAAGAAGUUCAAGACUGUCGUAGCCAUUGUGGAUGCUAGUAGCUUGGCCGGUCUCAGGGCAAAUUGGAACACUCCCGUUCCUCUAGAGGUCAAGGAUUUAGUUGCCCAUCUUGUAACAGAUGGUGUAGGUGAUGGAGAUAAGGAAGCCUCAAACCACACUGACAAGAAGCGGUUGUUAUCCAAUAAACCUGUGGUGGCAGUAGGUGCUGGUGCAACGGCUGUUUUGGGAGCUUCAUCUAUCUCUAAAGUUAUUCCUGCAUCAACCUUCAUGAAGGUUGUGACAUUGAAUGUUCCUGCUUCAGUGAAACUAGUUAUGACUCAGACCCAGAAGGUAGUAGCAAUUGCGCUUGGUAAAACUCUUGGUCCAUCAAAAUUGGUAGCCCCUGGACUUGCAAGUUCUGGAGCAAAUUCAUCUCUCUUCAAGGCAGUUGCUUCUGCUGAGAAAAUCAGGACAGUGGUCCAUGGCGUUAUUGCCUCAGCUGAAAAGACCAGCUUUUCAGCCAUGAGAACAGCUUUCUAUGAAAUAAUGAGGAAAAGGAGGGUGCAGCCAAUUGGUGUCCUGCCAUGGGCUACUUUUGGGUGUAGCAUUGCAACUUGCACGAGCUUGCUUGUAUAUGGAGAUGGUAUUGAAUGUGUUGCUGAGUCUCUUCCUGCUGCACCCUCAAUUGCCAGUUUGGGUCGUGGGAUUCAGAGUUUACAUCAGGCGUCUCAGGCAUUGAAGCAGAAAGAUGGCAACAGAAUACAAAAAUCCAUAGAAUCCUUAAUGUACAGGUUGAAGAAAGUAAAGAUUCAAUAGGACUUGAUAAUUGUCUUUUUAAUAUAAUUGUAUACUAAUUGUUAAGUAUUUGGUAAAGUGAUGCCUGAAGUAAAGGUUAGAGAAUAAAAAGUCCAUGGUACCGGUUGUGUGUAACACUCUGAGUGUUUAUUUUUAUUUCUGGCUAAGAAUUCAUUCGAAUAAUUAGAUACUUUAAAUGCAUUUCAAUUUUGGAAAGUAUUUGCACUUGUUUUCCAUCUUUGCUUAUUCCAUUAGUCUCUUCUUUACUCCUUGCUUCCAUUUUGUUCUUCUGUAUCCUGAAUUUGAAACGUGUUGCUUUGAAAGCCAUA